This is a messenger RNA of Magallana angulata, 1980 nucleotides long. Its product is annotated as cysteine desulfurase, mitochondrial-like. Gene Ontology annotation, molecular function: cysteine desulfurase activity; pyridoxal phosphate binding. The transcript is spliced from 13 exons. NCBI's taxonomy places the organism in Eukaryota, Metazoa, Mollusca, Bivalvia, Ostreida, Ostreidae. Gene Ontology annotation, cellular component: mitochondrion; cytosol; nucleus. Gene Ontology annotation, biological process: [2Fe-2S] cluster assembly. The record is from RefSeq and is a predicted model, not a curated record. Bases 49 to 1452 code for a protein of 467 amino acids.
CUGCACAACUUCCGGUAGAAUCUAAACAAGCAGAGUGUCGUAAUCAUAAUGGCACACACAUCGAAAGUUUUUCCAAUUGUGGUUCAAAGAUGUUUAUUACGAUUCCCACGCGGCCUGCAAAGAUGUCCAAAUGUUCGCCAAAUUCAUCUGGACAUAGAGAAGGCUUCUGCCGCAACUGCCGCUGCAGUGAAGCCAAGGAUACCUCACCUGGAGGAAGAGAGAAAGGACAUGCCUGACAAGAACACCAGGCCUCUCUAUCUUGAUGCACAGGCAACAACUUCUCUUGACCCUCGUGUCCUCGAUGCUAUGUUGCCCUACUUUGUGACUCAGUAUGGGAACCCUCACUCACGCACCCAUGCUUAUGGCUGGGAGAGUGAGGCGGCAGUGGAACAUGCACGAAAGCAAGUGGCUAUGGUAAUUGGUGCUGAUCCAAGGGAGGUAAUUUUUACAAGCGGUGCAACAGAGUCCAACAAUAUAGCAGUCAAGGGUUGUGCUCGAUUCUACAAGUCAAAGAAGAACCAUAUAAUCACAACACAAACAGAACACAAGUGUGUGCUGGAUUCCUGUAGAGCUUUGGAGAUGGAGGGAUUCAGGGUGACAUACCUCCCCGUACAGAAGAAUGGGCUGAUUGAUCUCAAGGUCCUAGAGAAUUCAAUGACAGAGGACACCGUCCUAGUUUCUGUGAUGACUGUGAACAAUGAGAUCGGUGUCGAGCAGCCUGUAGCAGAAAUUGGAGAGCUGUGUAGAUCUAGGAAGAUAUUUUUUCACACUGAUGCUGCGCAGGCCGUGGGUAAAAUCCCCAUCAACGUCAACGACAUGAAGAUUGACCUGAUGUCCAUCAGUGGUCACAAGUUGUAUGGACCAAAAGGUAUUGGAGCUUUGUACGUCAGGAGGCGUCCGAGAGUGAGGAUUGAGGCCCCACAGAGCGGUGGGGGGCAAGAGCGAGGCAUGAGGAGUGGAACCGUUCCCACACCCCUGGUGGUUGGACUUGGUUCUGCUUGUGAAGUGGCGAUGCAGGAAAUGGAGUAUGAUCAUUCCCGAAUCAAGACUCUCUCAGACCGUCUGGUGAACAAAAUUCAGGCAGCACUACCCAUGGUGAUAAGGAAUGGAGAUCCUGAAAAAUCAUAUCCAGGUUGUGUGAAUCUUUCGUUUGCCUUUGUGGAGGGAGAAAGUCUUUUGAUGGCUCUGAAGGACAUUGCUUUGUCCUCUGGAAGUGCCUGUACAUCCGCAUCCCUGGAACCAUCCUAUGUACUCAGAGCUGUCGGCGCUGAUGAAGAUUUGGCCCAUUCCUCCAUUAGGUUUGGUAUUGGACGAUUUACAACUGAAGCAGAAAUUGAUUACACAGCUGAGAAGUGCAUUGAACAUGUCAGUAGGCUGCGAGAAAUGAGCCCGCUGUGGGAAAUGUCCCAGGAAGGAAUUGAUAUUAAAACAAUCCAGUGGUCCCAGCACUGAUUUUCCAGAUGUGCUCACUCUAUACAAACUCCACACCUAUAUCUGGCCCAGCAAUGUUGUGUUGAAGGUGGACUUAUUGUGCUGUUAUAUCCUCACAGCUACCAGUUCCUGUCACGCUACAGUGAAUCUUUUGUUGUUAGUUGCACAUCUUCUGAGGAUUUCAUGGAAUACUUGUUAAAUUCACAUUUUCUUAGGACAAAGUGGUUUAUUUGUGUUAAAAUUUUUGAUAUUUAUUUCAUUGUACCUGUGAAAAGUAUUUAAUGGUGCAUUUAUACAUAUUUUGCCAAUUAAUCAAAAUAAUGUUAUCCAGCAAUAGAACUUUGUUGGCAUGCAAAUGUAAACAGCUUAAGAGUGUUUUUGUCUAUCUUUUUAAAAUGAAUUGGCUUGGUCAUGCCUAAAGGUAAUUUUUCGUCAUUUAUAGUCACAGAUAAUAACUGUAUCAGAAUCUACCAUUUACAAACCGGUAUGUGUAUGCUGUAUGGUAUGCAAUGUUGUUGAUAUUACUAAUAAAUUAUGAUGGACAAUUUC